Messenger RNA from Gossypium arboreum, 3464 nucleotides. Its product is annotated as probable pectin methyltransferase QUA2. Gene Ontology annotation, molecular function: methyltransferase activity. Gene Ontology annotation, cellular component: cytoplasm. The record is from RefSeq and is a predicted model, not a curated record. Bases 782 to 2875 code for a protein of 697 amino acids. The transcript is spliced from 9 exons. NCBI's taxonomy places the organism in Eukaryota, Viridiplantae, Streptophyta, Magnoliopsida, Malvales, Malvaceae.
AAUUCUUCACUCUAAAGUCUUAAGUAAUCAAAUAAAUUAUUAGUGAUUUGAGAUUUGAUUAAUAAAAUAUAUAUUAAAAUAAAAUAAAUUGAAAGUUACAGUUGGAAUCGAACACUACUGAUGGCUGUUUAGCGCGUUUAUCAUAGAGAAAAAAAAAAUAGUGUCUGAAGAUUAAAAAGAAAAAAAAAAAAGCAACUUGUUUAUCAUCAUUUAUUAAUAGCUUUUUGCAUGUAUCUAAUUCAUACCAUUUUUCAUUUGAUUAGUUUUCUUUUUCUUUUUUUUCAGCUUUUUCACGAGCAGUGUCGUGAUUGGGUCGAUACAAAAACCGCCUACACACUCUUUACAGUAUAUCAAAGAGAGCUCGCCAUUAUCAAGAGCAAAUAAAAAGAGAGUUUUUUUUUUAAGUUUAAAACUAAUGGAAAGUGCUUCUUAUUAGAUCAUAAUUUGAUGAAAUCUCGCUUAUUUUAAGCUGGUUUUGCGCUAUCUUUCUAUUUGCAGCUCUGCUCCUACAAACAAGGUACUGUUUUUGCUUCUGUAAAAAAAAGUUUCUUACUGUUUUUGGAUUUGUUAGAUUGGAUACCAUUUCGAUUUUCUAAUUAUUGAUCCAAAAUGGGUUUUCUUCAUUUUAAUCUGGGCUUUCAUUAAAUUCUUCGUAUUGGGCAGCUAAGAGAAGUGAAUUUUAAUGGGAAAUUAAUGAUUUUUGAAUGCAAAUGAGCUUACUCUUUAAUGCUUUCAGGUGGCGGAACUCACUCAAAGUUUAUUGUAUGGAAAUGUUUGAACGAUGUCCCGGCAUCUGCCUCUGCAUCGAGGUGUAUCCGGACUGCGGAACUUGAGUAACAGCAAUGAUUUUUGGGAUUCUGAAGUGAAAGAUAAAACGGAAAAGGAAGAUUUGGAUAGAAAUCGUGCUUCUGAUCAGAGCUAUUUAUCUCUCAGGUUUCCUUUUCGUUUACUUUGUCCGGAUAAUUCUCCUUCCAAAUAUGGUGUCACUGAGAAUGGUUUUGCAUCUGAUCCCUUCAGCGUUGGGAGUCCGAGAAGCCGGCAUAAGUUAACAGUGCUGUUUUUGAAGUUAAGUUUAGUUGUGAUUGUGAUUCUUGCUCUCACUGGAUCGUUUUGGUGGACACUCUCCAUUUCGACAUUGUCUAGGGGUCAUAUAUUUCAUGGUUAUAGGCGACUUCAAGAGCAGCUUGUUUUGGAUUUGUGGGAUAUAGGGGAACUUUCACUUGGUGCUUCAAGGAUGAAAGAAAUCGACUUUUGUCCCGAGGAGUCUGAGAAUCAUAUUCCUUGCUUUAACAUUUCGGAGAAUCUUGCUUUGGGUUAUUCUGACAGUAGCGAGUAUGAUCGGCAAUGUGGACAAGGCUCAAGGCAAAGUUGUUUAGUUCUUCCACCCGUGAACUAUAAAAUUCCACUUAGAUGGCCAACUGGGAGAGAUGUCAUUUGGGUUGCAAAUGUCAAAAUUACUGGUCAAGAGGUGUUCACCUCUGGCAGUUUAACCAAGAGAAUGAUGAUGCUGGAGGAAGAGCAGAUUUCAUUCCGAUCAGCAUCACUUAUGUUUGAUGGUGUGGAAGACUAUUCCCAUCAGAUUGCUGAAAUGAUUGGAUUGAGAAAUGAAUCUAACUUCAUACAAGCUGGGGUCAGAACCAUCUUGGAUAUAGGAUGUGGUUAUGGAAGCUUUGGAGCACAUCUUUUUUCCAAACAGCUCUUAACCAUGUGCAUUGCAAAUUAUGAGUCAUCAGGCAGUCAAGUCCAACUCACUCUAGAAAGGGGCCUUCCUGCAAUGAUCGGUUCUUUCAAUGCAAAACAAUUGCCAUAUCCAUCUCUUUCAUUUGAUAUGCUGCAUUGUGCACGCUGCGGUAUUGACUGGGAUGAAAAAGAUGGUAUUUUCUUGAUUGAAGUUGAUAGAGUUCUAAAGCCUGGUGGAUACUUUGUAUGGACUUCACCUCUUACCAAUGUUCAGAGUUUUCUUCGUAACAAAGAGAAGCAGAAAAGGUGGAACUUUGUCCGUGAUUUUGCAGAAAAUCUCUGCUGGGAGUUGAUGUCACAACAAGAGGAAACUGUGUUGUGGAAAAAGACCAGUAAAAAAAAUUGUUACAAUUCCAGGAAGCCUGGUUCUGGUCCUCCUAUCUGUAGCAAAGGACAAGACGUUGAAUCUCCAUACUAUCGACCUCUGCAGAACUGUAUAGGUGGUACUCAUAGCCGCCGAUGGCUUCCUAUUGAGGAGAGACCCACCUGGCCUUCUAGGUCUAACUUGAACAAGAAUGAACUUGCUCUUUAUGGAUUACACUCCGAAGAACUCAAUGAGGAUACCGCAAACUCUAGAACAGCUGUUCGUAAUUACUGGUCACUCCUGUCACCCCUAAUAUUCUCGGAUCAUCCAAAGAGACCUGGUGACGAGGAUCCUUCUCCACCUCAUAACAUGCUCAGAAAUGUUUUAGAUAUGAAUGCUCGUUAUGGUGGUUUAAAUGCUGCAUUACUGGAAGGAGGGAAGUCUGUCUGGGUUAUGAAUGUAGUCCCAACAAGUGGACCUAACUACCUUCCCCUCAUUCUUGACAGGGGCUAUGUUGGUGUAUUACAUGAUUGGUGUGAAGCAUUUCCAACAUAUCCUAGAACUUAUGACAUGGUCCACGCAGAUGGACUUCUAUCCCUUGAGACUAGUCAACAUCGGAGAUGCACCAUGCUUGAUCUAUUCACUGAGAUAGAUCGGUUGCUUCGUCCUGAGGGUUGGAUACUAAUCCGUGACGCCGCUCCUCUUGUUGAAUCAGCCAGAGCUCUAACGACACGGUUGAAGUGGGAUGCCAGAAUCAUAGAAAUUGAAAGUAACAGCGAUGAGCGGCUCCUUAUUUGUCAGAAACCUUUCUUUAAGAAGCAAGCAAUGUGAGAACAAUUUCUCCAUUAAACCCUAGUUUAUGUCUUGGUAUUCAAACUCCUUCUGUGCAAGUUACCUAAUCAUCGUAAAGCUCCACCAUGGAAAGAGGAAUACCAUAUAUUUUGAACAGAAAGAAGCAAGAAAAAAAAACAAACCAAUGGUGACAACUCCUAUGGAGCCGUAAGGCGAACAUAGGGACUUGUAAUUACUCGAUUGAGGUACAAUUGCAAGUGAGAACUAUAGGGUGAGAUUUUAAAAAUUUUCAUGUUUAUGUCUCAUUAUGAUUAUACAAACACAUGAUUAAGAUUGUGAAAGAUGAUUUACAGAAUAAGCAAGUGCUAUUUGCUGUGCAGUAUAGAAAACAAAAAAGAAGAAAAAAAAGAAAAAAAAAGAGGGAUUUCUUGACACUGUCAUUUAUUAUGAAGUUUUUUAUUCUUCAUUUGAUUAUUCUCUAUGAUACCAUUUAUAUUCAAUGAAGGAAACUCAUACUGAAUAGUUUUUAUUCAUUGAACUUGUGCUUUUGUCAGAUGUAGUUGAAUGUUGUGUAUGCAGUACUGUAUAUAUAUGGAAAGCAUAUAGCAGAUCAUUAAAGUUGCAGAAA